Molecule: messenger RNA, 1722 nt
Organism: Lucilia sericata (common green bottle fly)
Lineage: Eukaryota; Metazoa; Arthropoda; Insecta; Diptera; Calliphoridae
Exons: 3
Coding region: 1-1722 (573 amino acids)
Molecular function (GO): nucleic acid binding
Source: RefSeq, a predicted model, not a curated record
AUGGAUGUUAGUCAAAGGUAUGAAAAUGCAAAACGUCUAAGCCUUUGUCUAAAUUGUUUGUCCAAAGGGCAUCAAGUAAGUAGUUGUUCCUCCACAUUCAAGUGCAAAUUUUGUUCUCGCUCGCAUCAUAGUUUGCUUCAUCGGUCUCAGCCAGCUUCUCGGCCCUCGUCCCCUGCUGCUGAACCUACUACUUCUCAUGUUGCCUUGAAUGAAUCUUCUGCCUCGGUCCAUACCCAUAUGGAAAAAUCCUCGCCGGAACUGGUGCUGCUUGCUACUGCCAUGGUUCUAGUUCGUGAUUCCACUGGUCGCUAUCAAUUGGGACGCGCUUUGUUAGAUUCUUGCUCUCAAUUGAAUUUCAUAACCGAUGAAUUUUCCCAAAAAUUACAUUUGCCUCGUACAAAACAAACUACUGAAGUCUCUAGCAUUGGUAACACUCUUAGCAAAUCUAAAUAUAGGUCGUCCACAAAUGUAAAAUCUCGAGUCACAGAUUUUGAAGUUUCGCUCUCAUUUUGUGUCACACCUCAUAUUUCAUAUCAACCUGAUAAUGAAUUAGAUGUCUCAUCCUGGAAUUUGCCCCCAAAUACUGAACUUGCGGAUGAAAACUUCUUCAAAUCAAAACGAAUUGAUUUACUUAUUGGUACUGAAACGUUUUUCGACAUUUUAGCAGUUGGUCAAAUAAAACUUGGCCCUAAUUUGCCUAAAUUACACAAAACACUUUUCGGAUGGAUUGUAGCAGGUCGUUAUGUAUCAAAACAACCCAAUAUUUGUGGCUCUUCUUGUAUGCUCUCGAUAGAAGAAGAUAUUGAUCUUAAAUUACAGCGCUUGUGGGAAAUCGAUGAAGUUCAAUCUGGCUCAAAUGAUUUGACACCAGAACAAUCUGAAUGUGAAACAUUUUUCAAUGAUACUGUUCAUCGUGAAUCUUCUGGUAGGAUUGUUGUUAAAUUGCCCUUCAAGGAAUCUCCUGACGCUUUAGGUCUUUCUCGAAAUAUGGCUCUUAAAAGAUUUGUAUCUCAAGAGAGACGAUUUGCUCGUGACAGCAAUCUUAAAUCACAAUAUGUUGCUUUUAUGAAGGAGUAUGAAGAUUUUGGACAUAUGAGUCUAGUUCGUAGCCCUCGUCUACACGAGCCUCAUUAUUUCAUCCCUUACCAUUGCGUUUUCAAACCAAGUAGCACUUCCACAAAGUUAAGAGUUGUUUUCGAUGCCUCGUGUCCAUCAUCGUCCCAGAAGUCUCUCAAUGAUCUUCUUAUGCCCCAAGAAUUAGAAAAUGCUAAACUUUGUAUCGUUUUCAACAUCCAGAAACUACAUUUUCAAGAUGACAUAACUCGAGCUCUAAAGAAGAAAGAUCCCCAAGGUGCUCUAAAGUGUCUGAACCCCUUCCUAGAUUCGUCAAAUGGUUUCAACUUGCUCAAGGUCGGCGGACGCUUGGAGGCACCACAUUUUGGCGGAUUGUGGGAGGCGGCCGUCAAAUCGGCCAAAGGUCACUUAACCAGAACCCUGGACAACACAAGGCUCACCUACGAAGAACUCGCAACGGCUAUGAUUGAGAUAGAGGCAGUUUUAAACUCGAGGCCCAUUUCGCCUCUAUCCUCAGAUCCCAGUGACUUUGAAGCUCUUACACCAGGACACUUCUUGAUAGGCGCUCCCCUCCGUAGUUUGCCAGAACGUGAUGUCCCUACAAAUGAGAUUAACAAACUUGAAUAUUGGGCCCGAUUAUAUAAAUGA